Molecule: messenger RNA, 1710 nt
Organism: Penicillium subrubescens
Lineage: Eukaryota; Fungi; Ascomycota; Eurotiomycetes; Eurotiales; Aspergillaceae
Product: flavin-containing monooxygenase
Exons: 6
Coding region: 1-1710 (569 amino acids)
Molecular function (GO): NADP binding; flavin adenine dinucleotide binding; N,N-dimethylaniline monooxygenase activity
Source: RefSeq, a predicted model, not a curated record
AUGCCUGUUCCCUCCAGUACCCGUCUUCCAGUAGGAAACAAAGACUUUACAAAUGCAACUGUCAUUAUCAUUGGAGCCGGAAUAUCCGGCAUGAACAUGGCGAUAGACCUCAUCAAACGGAACAACUGUCGCAACUUUGUCAUCCUCGAGAAGAGUAGUAACAUCGGCGGAACAUGGAAUGAUCAAAAGUACCCCGGAUGCUGCUGCGAUGUUUGGAGUUCAUUGUACAGCUAUUCCUUCGAGCAAAACCCCAACUGGUCUCGCGAGUACCCAGGCCAGGAGGAAAUCUACGCAUACCUCGUCGGAAUCGCAGAAAAAUGGGGUCUUUACAAACAUCUCCGAUUCAAUUCAGCCGUGGAAGAAGCUCGCUGGGAUGACGAAGAAUUGAAAUGGAAAGUUACUGUCAAUAUAUCAGGACAGAAAGACAGCGAGUUUGGGUCCUCCUAUGUCAUUGCCUCCGAUUUCCUCGUCUCUGCCGUCGGCCAGCUCAACUUGCCCAGAUACCCUGAUAUUCCGGGCAUUGAUGACUUCGAAGGGAAACUGAUGCACUCCGCCCGAUGGGACUGGAGCUACGAUUUCAAGGGGAAGAAGAUUGCGAUCAUUGGAAAUGGAGCAACGGCGGCCCAAAUCAUCCCGGAAAUUGCACCAACUGCUUCUCAUCUGACAGUAUUCCAGCGGACGCCAAACUGGCUAGUUCCUCGCAUGGACGCUCCCGUGUCCGCUUUCCAAAAGGCACUAUUAAAAUACGUGCCACCUAUCCGCUGGCGCAAACGUGCGGUCCAGAUGGAAUUCCGUGAGGAUUUCCAUGCUGCUAUCUUCGAUGACAACUCCGAGUAUGCGCAGACGAUUCGAGACUGGUGCACGGGUAUGCUCAAAGCUCAGUUAGCCAACAAGCCCGAGCUCUGGGAGACCUUGACACCUGACUAUGCGCCUGGGUGCAAGAGGGUUAUCCUGUCUGAUGAUUACUAUCCUGCGUUAGCUCGUGACAAUGUGGAUCUAGAGACAAGACGUAUCGAGCGCAUUACGACCAAGGGAAUUGAGAUUGAGGGCGUUGGCGAGCAAGAAUAUGACUUUAUCGUGCUGGCAACGGGAUUUAAAACGGUCGACUUUAUGUACCCGAUUCAAGUCUUUGGUACGAAGGGUCGAUCGGUUGCAGAUAUUUGGAAGGAUGGGGCAAAGGCUUACUACGGUGUGACUGUGGAGGACUUGCCUAAUUUUGGAAUGUUCUAUGGUCCGAACACUAAUCUCGGUCACAACUCUAUCAUUCUCAUGAUCGAAGCCCAGUCGCGUUAUCUGAAUGCCUUGGUUGGUGAGGUAAUUCGUUCACGCCACCUAGGAAAGACACUUGCCCUCAUGCCAACACCAGAAGUGAUGAAAGACUACAAUGACAAGAUACAAGCUCUGCUGCGGAGUAGUAGCUUUGCAGAUCCCAAGUGCAACAGCUGGUACAAGAGGGACGAUGGAGUCAUCACCAAUAACUGGUCCGGUACUGUCGUGGAUUACCAGAAAAAUCUUUCAAAAGUGCAGUGGGAGGAUUACAUUGUCAAAGGUUCCGGUAGUGAUCUUGUUAAGAACAAGAGAGCUACUCAGCUGGGACGAGUUCAUGAAGAGCCUUACUUCAGCAAUACAUCUCUUCUUGCCGGUGCGGCUGGUGUCUUAGCACUUGGUGGGUAUCUCAUCACUCGUGCAAAGCAGCAGAAGGCCCGCUGA